Coccomyxa subellipsoidea C-169 is the source of this 2610-nucleotide messenger RNA. RefSeq lists its product as hypothetical. The transcript has 18 exons. NCBI's taxonomy places the organism in Eukaryota, Viridiplantae, Chlorophyta, Trebouxiophyceae, Coccomyxaceae. Gene Ontology annotation, molecular function: RNA binding. Gene Ontology annotation, cellular component: peroxisome. The record is from RefSeq and is a predicted model, not a curated record. Bases 1 to 2610 code for a protein of 869 amino acids.
AUGCUUCUGCAUGGUGAGCAGUACCUGGAGAUGAGGACACCCCUGCCAUCCUUCGGCAAGCUGCUCACCACUGCCAGGGUGCUGGAUGUGCAAGACAAGGGGAAGGCAGCCAUUGUGGUCAUCGAAACUGUCACCCGCUCUGCAGACAACAACGAAGUGAUUGCAGUGAAUGAGAUCACCAGCUUCAUGCGAGGCGCUGGCGGUUUCGGCAAGCGACCACCGGCACAGCGCAAUGCAGCUGCAGUUGCUAGCAAUGCCCCACCAGAGCGGCCCCCUGAUGCUACUGUUGAGGAGAAAACCAGCGAGGACUUGGCAGCCCUGUACAGGUUGAAUGGGGACUACAAUCCCUUGCACAUUGACCCAGACUUUGCUGCGAUGGGCGGAUUUCCCAAACCCAUCCUGCAUGGGCUUUGCUCGUUUGGAGUCGCUGGAAAACACGGGCGAUUUGCAAAGCAUGUGUUCCCUGGCGAGACACUGCGCACAGAAAUGUGGGUUGUGUCCCCGACAAAGGUGGUGUUCCAGACGAGAGUGAUGGACAGAGAUACCCUGGCCAUUACCAAUGCGGCUGUCGAGUUCUUCCAAAAAGCCAAGCGAAAGCCGCCAGCUCAUGCCCCGGUUUUGGAGCGCCUGAUCGCCUUGCAGCAGCUCUCUGCACUUCAGGGGCCGUUCCAAGAGCAGGAGGCCUUGAUUGUCGGAGAUCAGGAGCGCAAGUCCGCACAGCUGGGUUUGACAACACCCCUGCCUCCCACCUACCCGCCACGCUUCAGCCAGCCAUACUCUGGCUUUUCUGCUGAUGAUGAUGAAGGGGACUGUGACAUUGUUCGGCCACAUGAUCCUGACCACCUGGGCUCAGCCAGCGCAGUUACCAGCCUCAACAUCCCAGACAUGCUGGCAAACAUCAAGCGCAACGCGAUCAGCAAGUGCCGACCGGUGAGGCAGGUGCACCCUCCCAUGGAGAACAUCUGCCUGGUGGGGCAAACCAGCGGCCGCAUCAAAUGGAUCCAGCCCAGCGGUCCCAGGCGGCCUGGUGAGGGAACUGAGGAUGAUGUCCAGGGCAUUGUGGAUGUUCAGGAGACAAAUGCAGGGGGAAUACUGCUCCGCAUCACACUUCUGGCAUCUGGAUUUGUUAUUGGACCUUCUGGCUACACCAUCCGUGAGAUCAUCAAGCAGACUGGCGCAGACGUCAAGUCCUGGACAGACAAGAUGGAAGAUGACCUCACUCGCCCCACUCGCACCUUCAUCAUUGAGGGCCACCCUGACAGCGUGGCCACCGCCCUGCGCAUAAUCUGUGAUGGCAUUGCACGCUACAAGGAGCUCUGCGAGGGUGCCUACAACGGUCAUCUGGUAUCCCGCCUGCAGAUCAUCCAUGGCAUUGCUUUCAGCUACCAGCCACCCCCACGCACCAUUGUGCCGCAUGCAGCUGGGCUGAAGGGACAGGGCAACAGGGUGCGUGCUGCCUGUGGUGGCGGCAGCGGCCGCAUGCGGCUUCCCUCGCACGGGAAUGCAGCAACCCAGACCGCUGUCAGGAUCCUGGCCGAUGUCAAGAACUGCCUGAGUGCCCAGUCUGCCGUCAAGGCUGCUGCCGCACAGACCUCUGCCAUCAACAAGGGCGGCCGCCCUCCAAGCCCGAACAUGCAUGCUAUGCAGCAGGCAUCGCAUGCGCCAGAGUACAAGGGCAUGAUGGCGCCCGAAGCCACGCCGGGACGCUCCUUCCCUUACAGUCAUGGACACGCUGUGCACGAGCCCACGAUGCCGAGCCCCGACCCCCCUGUCAUCCCUCCGGGCUACGCAAUGGUCGCCCCCAAUGUGCUCAUGCCCAUCAGCGCCUUGCUGGGCAGCCAGACGCCUCCCCACCAGCAGAGCGCUGCAUACGCCAACUUCACCCCUCAGAUGCAGGCUCCCAUGAUGGCAGACCCCUACGCCGCUUUCGGCUCCAUGGGAGACUCCAGCUUCUUCGGCAACCAGGGGCAAUACGUCGAGCCGUUUGCUCCAAUCACCCCCAUCAUGGACAGCACAGGCCAGGCCAUCGGCUACGCCAACCCGCGCCAGCAGCACACCCCCUAUGACAUGUCUGCAGGCAUGGGCGCUGAGUGGGCACGCGAGGGCGCCAUCUCAUAUGCCGGCCAGAGCCGCGGCAGCACGCCGCGGUCCACUCUGGAACAGCGCGGCUUUGGAGAGGUCCGGGACGCGCCCCCCACUGCUGCUGACGCGCCCUUCAAGGAGUUCUACGAUCAGCUGCUGCGGGAGAAGACUCCCCCGCCGGGUGGCCACAGCACCGGGGGCGGAGCAGGGCAGGCGCCGACCUUUGCACUGGCGUUCCAGGCGAACACACCCACGCCCACCUUCGGCUACCAGCACACCAGCAACCGCUCUGGUGGCAGCCCAGGAGGCAGCGUUGCAUUCAAGGCCGGUGCAGGCCAGAUGGCGUCUCCGGAGCCUCCAGCCUGGCAGCACGACACUGGCAGCCCCUUUGGCAUCCUGCCCACUGCUUCCAGCCCGCCAGCGGCUGACUGGCCAGGAUUCGGCUGCCCCGGUGAGACUGCAGCACUGCCGGGGGCUCAGGGAAACCGCAACUAUAUGGGGGAGACACAGAAGUUCUCACUGGGUUGA